This is a messenger RNA of Paramecium sonneborni, 829 nucleotides long. Lineage: Eukaryota; Ciliophora; Oligohymenophorea; Peniculida; Parameciidae. The record is from the annotation of a GenBank genome assembly.
AUGUAAUAAUCUUUCAAUGCUCCAUAAUAAACAUAGCACUUCUCACAUGUAUAAAUCAAAUCCAACUAUUUAGUUUUCUAGAAAAUAAAGUGACAAAUUAAAAUACUAACCAUAACUUGAUUAACUUAAAUCAUUCUUAAAAGAUAACAGAAUAUCUUAAAUAAAAUAGAAAUCUCGAAUUUCAACUAGUAAAUAACUCACUACCUUAUAAAAAAUUUAAGUAGAACCUGAACUUAGAAUAGAUGAAUUGAAAGAGCAUAAAUGGCAAAUACUUUCAUAAAAUUGUCAAUAUCUAUUGGAACUUAGUCGAUAGAUUCUUGAUAAACCUAAUUAGUAUCAAAUUUAUUUUAUUAAUAGUGAAUAAUUGUAUAGAUCUUCAUCUAACCCAAGAUUAAAUGGUUUAAUUCUUGAAAAUGAUGAAGAUAUUAAACUUAGUAAUAAUUCAAAGUAAAAUGUUAACAAUUCAUAAUUAAAUCCUAUUUAAAUUAAGUUAGCUUAAAUUUAAAAUUCCAAAAAAAGAUCCAAAAAUAAAUCUUUUAUUAACAAUAACUUAAAUUUUGUAAAAGUUGAAAAACCUUCUCUCAAAAAACAUUAAAGUUUACAUGUCUCACCAACCUGUUCAUCCUUUCAUAUUUCUCAAACUUCGAAACCAACAACAAAAUUAUAUUUUGCAAAGUUAAAUUAAGUUUCCUCUAGUGCAUAUAACUUAUAACUUAGUUUAAAAAAAUAAUAAUUUGAUGAAAUCAAAUCAACUAAUUAAAAAGUAUUUUGUAUAAGAUCUGAUUUCGAUAAAUUCUCUAAAAUACUAAAUGAAUCUGAACAGGAUUGA